AUCGGUCAUGUCGACGCUCAUGGACACGAUGGGAAGUCGAGAGGGCAGCUCUCGUGGGCAUUCCACCGUGUCGGAACUGUCUUUCGAUGAACAAGAGCCGCGGCUGCGACGACAGUGCGAAUCGUUGCUGAAGAAUGCUUUGGCGUCUCCAAUUAACAUUGCCAAGGAGGCAGGGUGGACGCUCAAGCAUGAAAAGCAAGGGGUCCAAGUAUACCGCAAGCGCCUCGAGGACAAGGAGCUGGACAAAUACAUGGUCACGGGCACGUUGAACGCUACACUCAAUGGUCUGGCUUGGGGGUUGUAUGCUGCCAACACGGACGACAUGCGCAUCUUCGCAUCGAUUUUGUACGAGAGCGAGUUUAUGGACGCUAGAGUGGUGCGGGUGUUCGAAACUGCCACCGCCGACGACUCGUUUAAGUUUUCCGGUGUGAAAUACUUGAAGACGCAGAUGCCAGUGCAAGCUGCCCACGGCAUGCGCGAUGCCGUGUACUUUGAAUACUCUGGCUGCCGAGUGCUGCCAAAUGGCCAGCGAUACUUGUUCAUUGUGCAAGACGCCAUCCAGUCCAAGCAAGCGCCACCGCUGAAGAACGUUGCAAGAGAAUUCAUCACAAUGGUGUACCUGUUUCAUGAGUUGCCUGAAGGACGAGUGCAGUGCACGAUGGAGUCGUCUGUGCUGCCGAAUGGAGUGAUUCCGACAUGGUUUACAGCGUACUCGUACUGGCAAACGAUGGUGCGACUGGAAGCUCUUCCCGAAACCCGCAGGAUUGUGACGGCGCGUCAAUUUACCGGGAUCGUCACUUGGGUCCCCGACAGUGCGAGAAAACACUGCCACGUGUGUGCCAAGCGCUUCAACCCACUUCGGACACGCCACCACUGUCGCUCGUGCGGCGAUAUCAUGUGCAUGGCGUGUACGGUGCAAAUUGCGUAUACGCCGCUCUGUCUACAGUCGGAACCGUCUCAAAAAGCGAUACAAGAACAUAAAAUCUGCUCCAGAUGCAUGACGGUUGCGAAACAGAACGUGAGUGCUCAUCCACUGCACGCGAUCAACCCGUCCAAGUCGGUAUACAUGAGUCCUUCGAUUGACGCGAGUCCGAUGAUCCAUUCGUCCACGGCGUCGUCGUCCAUGUUGUUUCGAAGGCGAACUUGCCCGGACGAAGGAGACGACGGACCUGUGCCGAGCCCUGUCAAGGAAACCCACCUUCGCGGAAUUUCAUCAUCCGAUCCCGCGGCCCAACACCAAAGGCCCAAGCAUCCCCAGCCACGAAAAUGGGCCAGCAUGGACGGCGGAUACCUGGCAACGGAAACGGGUGAUCUGGACCAUGCGAAGCCGUUCCAGUCGAUGACUUUGACAAGCCCGGCAGGACGGAAGAAGCCAUGCCCGGCGUCAGCAGCGGGGGCGCAAGGGUUUAUCGUGUGCCAAUUUAACGGUGGUGACCUGGAAGCAAUCCAAACGACGGACAACGGCUUGACUCUGUCGAUCGCUCACCAAAACUAAUCUUCUACAUACAUGGUUGAAUGCAGCACAACGACAAGUAUGCAAAUUAUCCAAAAUUUC
This is a messenger RNA of Aphanomyces invadans, 1555 nucleotides long. RefSeq lists its product as hypothetical. The coding region runs from base 8 to 1495 and encodes 495 amino acids. Lineage: Eukaryota; Oomycota; Saprolegniomycetes; Saprolegniales; Verrucalvaceae. The transcript is spliced from 7 exons. Gene Ontology annotation, molecular function: metal ion binding. The record is from RefSeq and is a predicted model, not a curated record.